GCGUUGCGGUGCAGUUUUGGGCUGCCCUCCUCAAACUAUCCCUCUCUCCUUCCAUCGUCUUCGUCUUCGUUUGUUUUGCAGUUCGGAUCUCCGACCAUUUACCCUCUAUGUCCUUCCCUCUCCUCUUCAAUUAGUAUUCAUUUUUGAAAAAAAGUUUCAAAAAAAAAAGAGAAAAACCAGAAAAGGAAUUUUCCAGCAAAACCCUUUCAGUAUUUUGUCUCUACAGAGAGAGAGGGAGAGAGAUUUUUAGUUCGAAUUCAUCGCCCCUGUUCUCUACGGUCAUUCGUCGAGCAACUAGUGUGGCUUUCUUUUUGAUAUCAGUUUAGAAGCGAGGCAGAGAGUAGUAUUUGAUAUUUCUCUCUUUUUUUUUUCCUCUUAGGGUUUGUUUCAAUAACAAGAGGAGAGGGAAGAAAAAAAGAAAAAAAAGCAAAAAUUCAGAAAAAAAGAAGUGCAAAAAAGGAAGUCGGUGAGGUUUAGGAUCGAUUAAGGGUUUUUCUUUGUGGAAAUGGCACAGGUUCAAGUUCAGCCUCAAGCUCCUCCUUCUUCUGGCCCUAAUGCAGCGGGCAACACUGGGGCUAACUCAUUUCUGUCGACGUCUCUAUAUGUGGGAGACCUUGAAUUGAACGUGACGGACUCGCAGCUUUACGAUCUGUUCAGCCAGCUUGGUCCGGUAGUGUCGGUUCGUGUUUGCAGGGAUUUGAGCACCCGGCGGUCCCUUGGGUACGCAUAUGUUAACUACGGCAGUACUCAAGAUGCGGCAAGGGCAUUGGAUGUACUUAACUUCACUCCUCUUAAUGGAAAGGCCAUUCGCAUAAUGUAUUCUCACCGUGACCCUAGUAUCCGUAAAAGUGGGACAGCUAAUAUAUUCAUUAAGAACCUAGACAGGGCAAUUGACAACAAGGCACUGCAGGAUACCUUUUCUGUGUUUGGGAACAUUUUGUCUUGCAAGAUAGCAACAGAUCCUUCUGGCCAGUCAAAAGGCUAUGGAUUUGUUCAGUUUGAUAGUGAGGAAGCGGCCCAAAAUGCCAUAGACAAACUUAAUGGCAUGCUGAUGAAUGAUAAACAAGUUUAUGUUGGACCCUUUCUUCGUAAGCAGGAGAGAGAAUCUGCUAUGACCAAGACAAAAUUCAACAAUGUUUAUGUAAAGAAUCUCUCAGAGACAACAACUGAAGAAGAUCUGAAGAAAAGUUUUGGUGAAUAUGGACCAAUAACUAGUGUGGUGGUAAUGAGGGAUGCAGAUGGAAAAUCCAAGUGUUUUGGAUUUGUCAACUUUGAGAAUGCAGAUGAUGCUGCUGAAGCUGUUGAGAGUCUUAAUGGGAAGAAGUUUGAUGAGAAGGAAUGGUAUGUUGGGAAGGCACAGAAGAAAUCUGAAAGAGAACAAGAACUGAAAGGGCGAUUUGAUCAGAGUGUGAAGGAGGCUGUAGAUAAAUAUCAAGGGGUGAACUUAUAUGUGAAGAACUUAGAUGAUAGCAUUGGUGAUGAUAAGCUGAAGGAGCUGUUCUCGGAUUUUGGUACAAUUACGUCAUGCAAGGUUAUGCGAGAUCCUAAUGGAAUAAGUAGAGGUUCUGGAUUUGUUGCUUUCUCUACUCCUGAAGAAGCAUCACGAGCUCUUGCUGAAAUGAAUGGCAAAAUGCUUGUAAGCAAACCUCUCUAUGUCGCGCUUGCACAGAGGAAGGAAGAUAGACGGGCAAGAUUGCAGGCUCAAUUUUCUCAAAUGAGGCCUGUUGCGAUGCCACCUUCUGUUGCUCCUCAUGUGCCAAUUUAUCCUCCUGGUGGUCCUGGUAUUGGACAACAAAUAUUUUAUGGCCAGGGUCCCCCUGCUCUGAUUCCUCCUCAGCCUGGAUUUGGAUACCAGCAGCAACUUGUUCCUGGGAUGAGGCCUGGUGGUGCUCCCAUGGCAAAUUUCUUUGUACCAAUGGUUCAGCAAGGUCAGCAGGGUCAACGACCAGGGGGCAGGCGUGCAGGGGCUGGACCAGUGCAACAAAACCAACAGCCAGUGCCUCUGAUGCAACAGCAGAUGCUUCCUAGGGGAGGACGUAUGUACCGGUACCCGCCAGGUCGUAACAUGCCUGAUGUUCCCAUGCCAGGGGUUGCUGGUGGCAUGCUUUCUAUGCCAUAUGAUAUGGGCGGCAUGCCGUUGCGAGAUUCUGCAAUGUCUCAGCCUAUUCCUAUUAGUGCUUUGGCUUCUGCCCUUGCAAAUUCAUCACCUGAACAACAGAGAACGAUGCUGGGUGAAAGUCUGUACCCGCUAGUUGAUCAGCUAGAGCAUGAAAUGGCAGCUAAGGUUACAGGAAUGCUUUUGGAGAUGGACCAGACUGAGGUCUUGCACUUGCUGGAAUCACCUGAAGCUCUGAAAGCAAAGGUUGCAGAGGCCAUGGAGGUUCUGAGGAACGUUCAACAGCAGCAGCAGGCAAGCAGUCCAACUGACCAAUUGGCUUCGCUGUCGCUGAAUGACAACCUCAUCUCCUGAGCGCAUGCAUGUGCAUAUGUUUGGGGUUUCACUUUAAACUUAUUUGUGAGUACUGGAUUUUAAACAAUUUUAGGAGUGUUUCUGUUACACUGUUGAUUCACUUCUAUCGGGAGUAAACUGGAUUUUUGUUUUAGGAUCUUGAAAUAUGUUUUUAUUUUUUGAUGGAAGAAAUAUGCUGUUAUUUAUGUUU
Messenger RNA from Telopea speciosissima, 2660 nucleotides. Its product is annotated as polyadenylate-binding protein 2-like. The transcript has 9 exons. Gene Ontology annotation, cellular component: ribonucleoprotein complex. Lineage: Eukaryota; Viridiplantae; Streptophyta; Magnoliopsida; Proteales; Proteaceae. The record is from RefSeq and is a predicted model, not a curated record. Bases 506 to 2470 code for a protein of 654 amino acids. Gene Ontology annotation, molecular function: RNA binding.